UUGUGCAGAUCCAUCAGCUGCUCAGUGAGUCUAUAAAUACGAGCUGCUCUGGUCACUCAGUGGAUUCUUCAUCCUGAUCAGUGCUGCUGCUGGAUUCAUCUCAUCACUGCUGCAUCAUGGGAAAUACACACCGCCAGUGUGCAGUUCAAAUUCACAAUAAAAGCAACAACUACGUACUUUGUAGCCCCAUAGUGUACGUUUACAGUGGACGCUGUCGAGAUGCUUUACCAUCAACAGUUGGACCAUCGGAAAGCGGCUCUGCUUUGUUCAUAAAGACUCAUGACACAGCCUGUGGAUCUGUGGGUGUCUUCACCUACGACCUCUACAAUGAAUCUACAAAGAGAGUCGACAAGAAGAUGGCUGUCAUGUUCUCCAAUCCUUACAACUUCGACUUCUACUCUAACCUUUACGCAGUGGGACUCUUUGACAGGAAACAACUCUGUGAUCACAGUCUGUAUGAAAAAAUGUAUUACAACAUAGGGACAGAGUUUGUCAGAGGUGGUGCUGGUUCUAAUCUGAUUCACGAGAGAGAUGGUCUGACCAUCUCAGCCAACAUGACAGACACUUGUGAGCCCGAGCUUAAUGUCAGCAUCAGCAGCAGAAAUGGGUAUCAUCAGACGCUGAUGAUACAGGAUGUUUCAGAGUUUUAAACAUUUAACCAAAGUAUGAGUCACAUCUUUCUGUCUAGAAUCAGACAUGUAGUCAUUAAAGUGUGCAGUUUGUUGUGUUUUAAUUAACAGACAUUGACUUUAUCCUAUUUUUUGUCCUGGGUUUGGUCUGAACCUCCCCAGAAAGAUGUCUUUCUCUCCACUGCUACAUGCUCCUGAUAAACUUGUCUUCUAAUAGAAUAUCAACCAGAUCAAUAAUCACUGAAAAUGAAACAUGAACUGAUUGUUUGCUGGAUAAUAAAUAUAUGUAUGACUGGAA
Molecule: messenger RNA, 927 nt
Organism: Amphiprion ocellaris (clown anemonefish)
Lineage: Eukaryota; Metazoa; Chordata; Actinopteri; Pomacentridae
Product: DELTA-sagatoxin-Srs1a-like
Exons: 3
Coding region: 117-650 (177 amino acids)
Biological process (GO): monoatomic cation transport; pore complex assembly; cytolysis in another organism
Cellular component (GO): pore complex
Molecular function (GO): channel activity
Source: RefSeq, a predicted model, not a curated record